Molecule: messenger RNA, 1023 nt
Organism: Glycine soja
Lineage: Eukaryota; Viridiplantae; Streptophyta; Magnoliopsida; Fabales; Fabaceae
Exons: 1
Coding region: 112-543 (143 amino acids)
Source: RefSeq, a predicted model, not a curated record
CCAGCCUUUCCGUCACAAAAACGAGUGAUUGAUAACUAAUUUCUUUAUUUCAUUCUUUCCCACUUUCUACCACAGAGACUAUUGAUUAAGCAAAUUAACUCAGAAGCAUAUAUGGGAAACAUUUGUGCAUCAACUCAAUACGCAAGCAAAGGUGGAAACCAUAGUUGGCAAUCCACGGUGAACAUAGUUCACAUAGAUGGAAAGUUGCAACAAUUGAAGGAGCCUAUUAAGGCAUGGCAAGUGUUGUCUGAGAACCCAAACUGCUACAUAUGCUGCUCAGAAUCCAUGUAUGUUGGGUCACCAAUGCCUCCUUUGGCUCCAAGUGAAGAGCUUCAAUUGGGUCUCAUAUACUUCCUUGUUCCAAUUCCCAAAUCACGAAUCCCACUUUCUCUGCAGGACUUGGGAGCACUAGCCAUCAAGGUUAAUGCAGCUCUUGCUGCUGCAACACCUAAUUAUAGCUACCCUAUCUUAAAACCCAAUUCACAAAAAAAGUUCCGUACGCACCCUACUCUUUCUAACGUUUCUCUGGUGUAUUCCCAUUAGAUUUUGAAGAUGGGUUUAAAGGUUGAAUGUGUGAUAUUUUCACCCAUGUUGUAAAAGCUGUGGAUGAUGGUGAAGUCAAGGGAUCUAACUCAUUUGAUUGAGUAAAAUGCAUGAGUUAUUAUAAACUCCCUGCACUAUAUUCGAUUUGUACCGAUUAAAAAAAAAAAGAACUAUCCUUAAUUAGCCCACCAUGUCAGUGAUGCAGACUUGCAGUUGCAGUUUAGAAGUCCUAGAGAAACUUUCAUGAUAUACAAUGAAGAAUUAUGAUAGUUGAAAGUUGACAUGAGCUAAGGAAUUAAGGAGACGGAGACCAGAUCAAUUCCUAGCCAUUUUGGAGUACAGUACACAUGCAUGUACAACUUGUAUAAGCCAAAUCCAACUUGUAUGCUAUGACUAUGAGCCUAUGCUAUAGCUAGAUAAUAAACAUUUGUGCCAAAUAAUUAUUUCAUAUAUACAAUAAUAUUAAUUUUGUCCACUUAA